Coregonus sp. 'balchen' is the source of this 2828-nucleotide messenger RNA. Lineage: Eukaryota; Metazoa; Chordata; Actinopteri; Salmoniformes; Salmonidae. The record is from the annotation of a GenBank genome assembly.
UAUCUGACCUGUUUGAAGACUUCAAGGUCACAGACAGAUAAGCUGUCCUUUGAUGUGGGGCUGCAGGAGGACUCAACAGGUAAAACCUCACAGUCACAUUCAUAGCUGGGAUUCUGACUUUACCUGCCCCACUAUUCAUUUCAGAUUCUCUUAAGCACUGCAUGAAAAGAGGGAUUUGCAGUUUCCUAUAUUGUAGGAAAUGUACCACAUUUGCAGAGAUUUCAGUUAUUUAUUCCCUAGGAGAUCUCCCCUGGUAACAUUCCAAGCAGACUGAAAUAAAUGUCCUAGAUUGGAUCUUUGUCACGAUGUUGAGGCUCAGCUCAUUUGUCUCAUAAAGAUGUUAAAGAUGGUAUGGCUUUCCACAUAUUGGAAGGCUGGUUGCUGUGGUGCUUGUAUGUUGAUAAGUGUGAGUGGGCUUACAGUAUAUUAGAGUUUGUGCGAAUACGUUUGUGUGUCUUAAAUGUAAUUUAUGUGUCUGUGCUGUGCUCGCUUGUGUGUGUUGAUUUCACCAUUGUCAUCUAUCCCCAAACAGUAGUUACAGGUUCAACUUUCUGUGUAGCUCAAUCAUCUGUGUAUGUACACUGAACAAAAAUAUAAAUGCAACAUGCAACGAUUUCAAAGAUCUUUCUGAGUUACAGUUCAUAAGGAAAUCAAUCAAUUGAUUUGCCUCAUGCGUGACACAUCUCCUUCGCAUAGAGUUGAUCAGGCUGUUAAUUGUGGCCUGUGGGAUGUUGUCCCACUCCUCUUCAAUGGAUGUGCAAAGUUUCUGGAUAUUGGCGGGAACGGGAACGCGCUGUCGUACACAUCGAUCCAGAGCAUCCCAAACAUGCUCAAUAGGUGACAUGUCUGGUGAGUAUGCAGGCCACGGAAGAACUGGGACAUUUUCAGCUUCCAGGAAUUGUGUACAGAUCCUUGCGACAUGGGGCCGUGCGUUAUCAUGCUGAAACAUGAGGUGAUGGCGGCGGAUGAAUGGCACGACAAUGGGCCUCAGAAUCUCAUCACGGUAUCUCUGUGCAUUCAAAUUGCCAUCGAUAAAAUGCAAUUGUGUUCGUUGUCUGUAGCUUAUGCUUGCCCAUACCAUAAACCCACCGCUACCAUGGGGGACUCACAACGUUGACAUCAGCAAACCGCUCGCCCACACGAUGCCAUACACACUUUCUGACAUCUGCCCGGUACAGUUGAAACCAGGAUUAAUCCGUGAAGAGCACACUUCUCCAGCGUGUCAGUGGCCAUCGAAGGUGAGCAUUUUCCCACUGAAGUCGGUUACGACGCAGAACUGCAGUCAGGGUGGUGAAGACAACGAGCACGCAGAUGAGCUAUCCUGAGACAGUUUCUUCGGUUGUGCAAACCCACAGUUUCAUCAGCUGUCCGGGUGGCUGGUGAAGAAGCCAGAUGUGGAGGUCCUUGUCUGGCGUGGUUAUACGUGGUCUGCGGUUGUGAGGCCGGUUGGACGUACUGGCAAAUUCUCUAAAACGACGUUGGAGGCGGCUUAUGUUAGAGAAAUGAACAUUCAAUUCUCUGGCAAUAGCUCUGGUGGAAAUUCCUGCAGUCAGCAUGCCAAUUGCACGCUCCCUCAAAACUUGAGACAUCUGUGGCAUUUUAGUGGCCUUUUAUUGUCCCCAGCACAAGGUGCACCUGUGUAAUGAUCAGCUUCUUGAUAUGCCUGUCAGGAGGAUGGAUUAUCUUGGCAAAGGAGAAAUGCUCACUAACAGGGAUGUAAACAAAUUUCUGCAGAACAUUUUUGAGAAAUAAGCUUUUUGUGCAUAUUGAAACAUUUUGGAUUUUUUUUUCAGCUCAUGAAACAUGAGACCAACACUUUACAUGUUGUGUUUAUAUUUUUGUUCAGUGUAUAUUUGUAUAAUGUUUUUUUUUUAUGCAAAAAUACUCCUGUCUGAACUUAAACAACUAAAACCAGGUUAAAACAUUUUUGGGGGAAAUUAUAAUGAACCUACAUUUUUUAUAAUGUAAUCUCUAAACUAUUUUUCUUAAAUCACAGUAUUUUUAAUAUAGAGUUAUUAGCAGCGCUAUUUAGCGAAUUUGGUUGAUUUUGUGGUCUCAAUCCAGUGAGCUUAUUAACAUUAUUCAUCAGCAAUAUGGGCAAAAUGGAAUUAUUGACAAUGAAAAAGGUGGGAAUGAUGUUCCCUUGUAAUAUAAUUGCUACAUUUACUAUCAAUAUAGCAUACAAUAUUGUUUUCCAGUUUGCAUUUAGCCCCAAAAAAUUGGGAUGCGAAUAUUUGUCACGAACGUUGAGACGGGUCAGACCAAGGUGCAGCGUGGUAUGCGAACAUGUUUAUUAAACUGGAUAAACACUGACAAAACAACAAAAGGCAACGAAAACGUGACGUCGGAAGGCUAUACACAAACAAGCCAAACACACCGAAACACAAACAAGAUCCCACAACCCAGGCAGGAAUACUGGCUGCCUAAGUAUGAUCCCCAAUCAGAGACAACGAGCGACAGCUGCCUCUGAUUGGGAACCACACCCGGCCAAACAUAGAAAUACAGAACCUAAACUUUCACACCCUGACCAAACUACCUAGAUAAUAACAGUCUCUCCAGGUCAGGGCGUGACAAUAUUGGGUCGCGACUGAGACAACCUGGUUAAAUUUGGGUCCCGAGGCAAAACCAGUUGAGAACCAAUGAUGUAGAUCAUAGAGUUAUAAAUAACAUUAUUCAGGCAGGUGACCGCACCACUGUUUCUCUGUGCUCCUGCAGGUGAAGCCUGUUGGUGGACCAUCCAUCCUGCUUCCAAACAGAGGUCAGAGGGCGAGAAGGUACGCAUCGGAGAUGACCUCAUCCUUGUCAGCGUGUCAUCAGAACGAUACCUU